Zymoseptoria tritici IPO323 is the source of this 1161-nucleotide messenger RNA. RefSeq lists its product as uncharacterized. The coding region runs from base 1 to 1161 and encodes 386 amino acids. NCBI's taxonomy places the organism in Eukaryota, Fungi, Ascomycota, Dothideomycetes, Mycosphaerellales, Mycosphaerellaceae. Gene Ontology annotation, biological process: nucleotide-excision repair; regulation of DNA-templated transcription. Gene Ontology annotation, cellular component: transcription factor TFIIH core complex; transcription factor TFIIH holo complex. The transcript has a single exon. The record is from RefSeq and is a predicted model, not a curated record.
AUGAACGCCGUCGAUGCCACCGAACGUGGCAGCGGUCAGCAAGAUGGAGAGCCGCCGUCCCUCCUCACCAUCAUCCUCGACACGAAUCCGCACGCCUGGGCUCUCCUCGAAGACUCCCUCUCUCUAUCCAAGGUCGUCGUGAAUUUGCUGGUCUUUGUCAACGCUCACAUCGCCAUCAACCACGCCAAUCGAGUCGCCGUUCUCGCCAGUCAUUCGGAACGCGCGGAAUGGCUCUAUCCUACCGCACCGAGUUCACAUUCUCAUCGGACCAACGGCGACGAUGUCGAAAUGGCAGACUCAACCGCGACCAUGAAUGGAGGCGCCAAUCACCCUCCACCAGAUGAUCCCAACAAAUACCGUCCCUUCGCCCAAAUCGAACACGCCCUCGCCAACAACCUCCGAAAACUCAUCGAACGCACAUCAACCUCCUCCCUCUCCGCCACUCCCGCAACCAUGAUGGCAGGCGCCUUGACAAUGGCCCUCUCCUACAUCUCAAAACAAUCCGCCGCUCUCCCAACAACCACCUCCAGCGCGCAAUUCAACUACUCCGACCCCAACGCCGGCCCAGCAGGCGGCAACGACCUCGCAGCCGACAACAAAGGUCCCAACAACCUCCUCGGCCUGACCUCUCGCAUCCUCAUCCUCUCCGUCUCAGGCGAUCUAGCGGACCAAUACAUCCCCAUCAUGAACUCCAUCUUCGCCUGCCAACGUCUCAGCAUCCCCAUCGACAUCCUCAAACUUGCUGGCGAUACCGUCUUCCUCCAACAAGCCGCUGACGCCACGGGUGGGAUUUACAUGGCGUUGGACGAACAGUCUCGAGCGGGUUUCCUCCAGUAUCUCAUGUUCGCCUACCUUCCCGACCAGACCGCGAGGAAUCAUCUCAUCAUGCCUGGGGAGAGUGAAGGUGUCGACUUCCGCGCUGCAUGUUUCUGUCAUCGACGAGUGGUGGACAUUGGAUUCGUGUGUUCGAUUUGUCUGAGCAUUUUCUGCGAGCCGAUGCAAGAUGGUCAGUGUUUGACGUGUGGGAGUCAUCUGAGCAUGGCGAAUUACGGACAGAAGCCGGCUGUGGUUCCGAAGAAGAAGAAGAAGAAAGUGCCGAGGAAGGGGAUUGAUGGAGUUGAUACUCCUAGUAGUCGGGCGGGUACUCCUCUUCCUGCGUGA